GCUUGUAUAUCUUCAUACAGUUGAACAGGUCAACUAUCAAAACAUACAUCUGGUGUUGUUAGCAACAGCUUAUAUCCACGAACGUCGCAGGGUUGCUGCCUUCGCAUCUCGUUCGUGGACAUCACAGCACGCAUCUUUUUUCUUUUUGUUGUUAAACAUUGUGAGUGACAAUGUACGGCCAACCGGAUCCGUCCAAUCCGUACGGGAACACCUACGGCGGCUACGCAGCUUACGGCUCCUCGGCGGCGGGAGCCAAUCCAGCGUCGACCCAAGCUACGGCUGCUCCUGCUGGUGGGCACUACGAUCCCAGUCAAGCAUACGGAGCGUCAAACAACUACUAUGGGCAAGCAGCUGCUCCGCAGCAGUCAACACCUCCACAGCAGCAGCAGCUGCAGCAGCCCUCUGCUUCAGCCCCCGCACCAGCCGCGGGCUCGGCAGCUUCGCCGUCCGCCUACGGCUACAGCGGGUACGGAUACCAGAGCCAAAAUGCCGCACCGAAUGCAGGCUAUCUCUACGGUAAUGCGGGGGCCGCUGCGCCUGCGGCUGCGGGAGGGCAGUCGGGGCUGAGCUCCGCACCGCCUGCACGCAGUUCUGCUGGCUACGAUCCCUACGGUACAUCGAGGCAGCCGUCUGCACCGCACCCCACGGCGUCGUCUCCGUACGCGACAAACGCAGCCACGGGCGCGGUUCCUGCAGGUGGGGCGUACCCUCCGCCGAGUCGGCCCGCAGCGCCACCACAGAAGCAGCAGCAGCAGCCUGCCCCUGCCAAUGUGAGCAACAGCAGCAGCGGCUAUCGAGAGCCGCAGCGCCCCUUAGCGCGCAACCCGCCGCACCGCGUGGUGAACGUGCGGCUGGUGCCCAACCCGGAGCGCAGCAUCGUUCGCACCUCCGGCGCCCCGCAGGAGUACCUGACCUGCACGAACGAGCCGCCGCUGGCCACCGACGACUUCGUCGGCGUCGACAACGGCAACGCCAAUCCGAAGUUCUUCCGCCCCUCGAUGCUCUGCACGCCCGUCCAGGAGCGUCUGAUCAAGGACAGCCACGUCCCGUUUGGCAUCAUCCUCGCCCCGCUGAGCCAGCAGCUGCACAGCAAGGAGGUGGUGAGCGUGGUGAAGCGCAGCACGGCGCCGACGCGGUGUCAUCGCUGCCGCGGAUACAUGAGCUGUCACGCGCGCUGGCUCGAGAUGGGCCGCAAGUGGGAGUGCCCACUGUGCGAGGUGGUGAACGAGGUACCGGAUGAGGAGUUCAGCAGCGUGGAUGGGCUUGGCCGCCCGAUCAACCAACCCGACCACCCCGAGCUCAGCUGCGGCAGCGUCGAGUUCGAUGUGGACGAGUUCCCCGAGUACGCGCUGCGUAGCGAGGACGGCAACGCCCUCCCAACGCGACCGCUGCACCACCUCUUCUUGGUGGACAUCUCUCGUGAUGCGGCGCAGCGCUUCCUGCCCGACUACGUUGAGGCGAUGCGUAGUGGGCUGCAGCGCAUGGCGGAGAUCACGCCGGCCUGCAAGGUCUCCUUCAUCACCUUUGCCUCGCAGCUCCACUUUUACGACUUGCGACACCCCGACAUGCCGCAGCGGUGCGUCCCCGACGUGGAGAACCCGUUCGUGCCGCUCCCCUUCACCAGCCUGUGCUGGCUGGAGGUGGGCGCCGACCUGGACCGCAUCGAGCAGUUUCUCGACCGUCUCACCACCGUGGCAGCGUACGUGGAGGAGGUGGAGUGCGUGCUGGGCGCUGCCGUGAAGGCGGCCACGUUGGUGCUCGCCGGUCAGCACGGCGGGCGGGUGAUCAUGUGUGCGCAUCGCUACCCGCAGCGCGGCCUCGGCUGCAUCGUACCGCGUGAGCAGCACAAGCUCUACGGCACGGAUCGGGAAAAGGAACUGCUGCGUCCCAUCGAGGGUUUCUGGACGACCACCGCGAGCGAGGCGGCGAAGCAGCAGAUCUCGUUUGAUCUUUUUAUGUUUUCAUCCGAGUACACCGAACUGGUGACGCUGUCGAGCGUGUGUCACGUGACAAACGGACGCGUCUUCUACUUUAAAUCCUAUGACCCGCUGGUGGACAACACAAAGGUGACGGCGUCGAUGCAGCAGUUGCUGACGGAGGAGGCCGGCUACGCUGGUAUCUUGCGUGUGCGGUGCAGCACCGGUCUGCGCGUGCAGCGCUACCGCGGCCAUUUCCUUGCGCAGACGGUGCAGGACAUGGAUCUCGCCAGCAUCACGAGCAGCUCCACCUUUUUUGUAGAGUUCGCGCACGAGGGCAACCUGGAGAAGGGCAACUACACCCACUUCCAGGCCGCCCUGCUCUACACAACCCGCUCGGGUCAUCGUCGGGUGCGGGUGCACUCGUGCCGCAUGCGCGUCGCGAGCUCGCUCACCGUACUCUUCCGCAACCUGGACAUGGAAGCGACGCUUUUUGGCUUCAUUCAAGAUACCAUUGCGGAGGCAGUGAACAAGGGACCACGCCAGGCCCGUCAGAGCAUGACGGAUCGCCUCAUCAAGUCCUUCUCGAGCUACCGUCUUUACUGUGCGGCCGACGGUGGCAACAGCGACUACGGCGACGCCAAGCCCGCGGCGCGCGACAAGAAGAACACGCUUUUAAUGCCGCCGCGGCUGAAGCUGCUUCCGGUGUUCCUGCUGUGUCUCAUGAAGUCCGACGCGCUCACCGAAGGCACCGUGGUGCCGGUCGACAACCGAGUCGCCAGCGUCUUUGACCUCGUCUCGAUGCCGAUGCACAAGCUGCUGAGCUACCUCUACCCCUCCCUCUUCAGUCUCGAGGACCUCGAGACGGACCCGCGCAUUGGCACGCUGGUGGAGGAGACGGGCCAUUGCGUUCUGCCGCAUCAUCGCCAGCUCGUCUUCGAUAGCGUGGCGCGCGAUGGGGCGUAUGUGCUGUGCGAUGAGCAGGCGCACCUUGUCUACAUGUGGAUUGGGUCGCAGGUGUCACCGAAGCUGUCGCAGCUGCUCUUCAGCACCGAUGACGCCACGACGGUGUGCACAGCAAGCGGCCCCGGCGAGGAGUGCUUCGGGGAGCGUCUGCGCAACGUCCUGUACGCGUUGAUGCUACGCGAGGAUGGCAUGCGGCGCCUCAUCGUCGUGCACGAGGGCGAGCGGGCCGAGGACGCCUUCUUCAAGGAACUCAAGGAGGAAAUGGGCACCAGCCCGAUGGGCUACGACGAGUACCUCACCCACAUCCACCGCACUAUCCUCUCCUCUUCCAUGGGCGGCUUUUAA
This is a messenger RNA of Leptomonas pyrrhocoris, 3227 nucleotides long. Its product is annotated as putative protein transport protein Sec24C. NCBI's taxonomy places the organism in Eukaryota, Euglenozoa, Kinetoplastea, Trypanosomatida, Trypanosomatidae. Gene Ontology annotation, cellular component: COPII vesicle coat; endoplasmic reticulum exit site. The record is from RefSeq and is a predicted model, not a curated record. Gene Ontology annotation, molecular function: SNARE binding; zinc ion binding. Bases 171 to 3227 code for a protein of 1018 amino acids. The transcript has a single exon. Gene Ontology annotation, biological process: intracellular protein transport; endoplasmic reticulum to Golgi vesicle-mediated transport; COPII-coated vesicle cargo loading.